This is a messenger RNA of Durotheca rogersii, 1746 nucleotides long. RefSeq lists its product as uncharacterized. The transcript is spliced from 2 exons. Lineage: Eukaryota; Fungi; Ascomycota; Sordariomycetes; Xylariales; Xylariaceae. The record is from RefSeq and is a predicted model, not a curated record. The coding region runs from base 1 to 1746 and encodes 581 amino acids.
AUGUCACCCGGAUCUUCUUCCCUGCUGUUCUCCGAGCGGCCCAUUCGACCUCUCCCGAAACGUCGACUACGCGAGCGACUAUCGCCAGAUGUUGCCGAUAGCAUCCAGUACCCGCCAGCACCUCAGACAACAGCCCCUCUAUUUGCUUACCCGUAUAACUCAAAGGAGGAUUUAGCCCCGCUGGGUGCUGAUCAUCCAAAUGUUGCUCACCGAGAGAAUGUUGCUGAGCUAGGCCAGGAAACUAGCCUCCGUCGAGCUGGCCUAGGGACGGACCAGGAUGACCAAUCUCUAACCGGGCCAUCCCGCAGGUCUUUCCUCUCACGGUCGCUUCACGAUUCACCGGGGCACGCGGCUCGUAUUCCCUCGCGGCAAACCCAAGCUCGACAUCCAAACCCUCAGCCACCAUCCUCGAUCGCAUCUUCGGCAGACGGGUACGAUUCUUUCGAAAACAGCAACAACAAAAAGAAGAGAAAGAUUCCGACGGCUGGUGAAACGACGAUGAAUGGCCCGCACGUGCUGAAUGAUCUAGGCGCGCUAGGAGUGCCGUCACCACCAACCACUGGCGAUGAGGGGUCCAUAGAUACCUCGGGGGUAACCUCGACGCCUUAUUAUCAGGCCGGUAGCUCUGCCUCUAAUGGACAGGGGAUCUCGGGACCGGGUCGAGGCCGGUAUGGGCGUGUUCGCAACGGUAGGAGCCCUUUGAGAGCACUCUCAGACCCGAAUAGCAACUGGGGAAACCGCACUCCCAAUAAACUGAGGUCAACUGGUGCUCAGUAUCCAUCCCCGCCCGCUGAGAAUUCGGGAAUCAUAUCGAGUGCGAUUGCUAGUGCCGAGAAGCUUCCACUGCCUCAGGGCCAAGAAAACAUCAGUCUUCUACAUCAGGAAGCAUCGCUAAGACAAAGCCCAACAUCGUCCACACAAUUCACCUUCACAUUCGAUCCACAGAAUCCUGUCUCGUGGCCGGGGUCUGAUCCGGCGCCUCCCAAUAUGGGACAGAUGAAUCAAAAGCAACAUUCUCCCUUACCGGCAGACUACCGCGACCAGUACAACAGCGUCGGUGCCAGAGCCGCUCAGAGCCAAAGCGGACCACCACCAUCAAGCAGGUCGGGGGGUGCACAGCAGGCCUCCAGCGUAACCGGCGACGGAGGGACAAAAGGUACAGCCCAGCCAACCGCACCCCCUAAAAAGCCAAGGCGUCGCGGCAACCCGCUCCUGCAGGCGGCCAAACAACGCCGGCGCGAGACCGAGUAUCAGAAUUAUCACCACCCCCCAGCGUCAGAAGAUAUCUGGAUUUGCGAGUUCUGUGAGUAUGAGCGGAUUUUUGGCUCCCCUCCGGAGGCAUUGAUCCGACAAUACGAGAUCAAGGAUCGCCGGCGGCGUCGAGAUGAAGCCGAGAGGCGUAGGCUGUUUGAAAAGGCCAAGAUGAAGUCGCGCAAGGGAAAGAAAGCCAGCAAGCUUCCCGCCAAGAACAAUGCCACCACUCCGGACCGUCACACCGCGCCCUCGGUUGGACAGCAGGCCUCACCGCACCCACCUGUCCCUCCACCGGUCCUGAACGAUCACGACGACGAUAAUACUCUCCAUCACCACCAGAUUUGCAACGAAGGCGGCGAGACACGGAGCGACGGCGGGUCCGAUUCGGAGGACCAGUACGAUGACCGCAGCGCAGAGGGUGAACUGCCUGAUCCGGUGCCCGUCUCUAGGAGGCUCCCCUCCGUGGUUAAAGAGCUCUAUGUUGGCACGUGA